Messenger RNA from Cotesia glomerata, 2323 nucleotides. RefSeq names its product sodium-coupled monocarboxylate transporter 1. The transcript is spliced from 9 exons. The record is from RefSeq and is a predicted model, not a curated record. Gene Ontology annotation, molecular function: symporter activity. Lineage: Eukaryota; Metazoa; Arthropoda; Insecta; Hymenoptera; Braconidae. Gene Ontology annotation, cellular component: membrane. Gene Ontology annotation, biological process: sodium ion transport; transmembrane transport. Bases 280 to 2166 code for a protein of 628 amino acids.
UUUUUAUUUUCGUUGCUUCAAAGAAAUAUUAUUUUUAUCGACUUUUAAUUUUAUAAUUUAUUUUAUUUUUUGAGUUUUUUAAUUUUAUUAGUUAACUCGCAAAUUAAUGCGUUAUAUCAGGCAAUCGAGUAAAAUAAUCCAAUUACAGUUUCGAACAUUUUUAGAAACUAAUAAUUUAGUGAAAUUGUAAAUUAAUUGUACGAAUUAACUGACUAGGUUUAAUUGUUAAUAUUUAUAAGUAAUUGAGGACUAUUUUUGUAAAGAAGACGAACCGGAAAAAUGGUGCUGCGACUACUUAUCCUCAUUAUCUCAUUAUCAACUUCAUCAGCCGAGCAGCGAAGACAAUUAUCAGCCGAUGAAGAAAAGUGCAAUGAAGAAAAUCCUGGUUUACGAAACGGAUUUUUUUGGAUUGAUUAUUUAGUACUCGCAGUAAUGUUGUUAGUAUCAUGUUUAAUUGGUACAUUUUAUGGUUUUUUUUCAAAAAAACAAAAAACAAGUAAGGACUUUUUACUCGGUGGUUCAAAUAUUGGUACAAUACCAAUGGCGAUGUCUUUGGCGGCUAGUUUUAUAACUGCCAUUGAAUUACUGGGGAAUCCUGCUGAAAUGUAUAGUCAUGGUACACAAUUUUGGAUGACUUGUGUUGCGUUCGUCCUCGUCGUACCAAUAACAUCAAAACUCUACUUGCCUGUGUUUAUGAAAUUGAGAUUAACUUCGACGUAUGAAUACCUGAAUUUGCGAUUUAAUCGCCACUGUAGAUUGUUUGCAAGUGGAUUGUACAUGUUACAAAUGAUUUUGUAUUCAUCGGUAGCAGUUUAUGCGCCAGCAUUAGCUUUAAGUCACGUUACUGGCUUGGAUACUUAUCUUGCCGUGGCUCUAGUCUACGUAGUUUGUAUCUUCUAUGCAUCACAAGGUGGAAUGAAGGCUGUUAUAAUGACAGAUACUUUCCAAGGAAUUGUCUUACUGAUCUCCCUCUUUGUUGUCGUGAGCAUGGGGAUGACUUUACAGGGUGGAAUAUCUAAAGUCUGGCAGGAUAAUUUGGAAACAGACAGGAUUGAAUUUUUCAAUCUCGAUCCACGUCCUACUGUUAGACACAGCUUCUGGAGUGUUGUCAUCGGUGGUACGUUCUACUGGGUGACUAUGUUUUGUAGUAAUCAAGCUUCCGUCCAAAAAUACCUGAGUGUACAAGCAACUGGUCAAGUUAAUACAGCACUUUGGGUAUCGUCAUUAGCACUAAUUCUUAUUUAUAGCAUUAACUUUCUCACCGGCAUGAUACUGUACAGUGCAAAUAAAGGUUGCGAUCCAUUAAACGCUGGGUACAUCACCGGCCAGGAUCAACUACUACCGCUUUAUGUUAUGAAUUUUUUGGGUGAUUAUCCAGGAAUACCUGGACUCUUUGUUGCUGGAAUUUUCGCAGCUUCUCUUGGUACCGUAGCAAGUGCUCUUAAUUCACUGGCUGCAAUAACAUGUGAAGAUAUAUUUCAAGGAAUAAUGAAUAUGCAAGUACCUGCGAAGAAAGGAGCUGCUUAUGCAAGAUGGAUUAGUAUUUUCUUUGGAAUAUUUAGUUUUGCAUUUGUUUUUGUCGUUGAAAGAUUAGGUGGAGUUUUAGAGGUUGCUUUGUCAUUUAAUGGUAUGGUUGGUGGUGUCACACUCGGAAUGUUUUCUUUGGGAAUGUUUGUACCAUGGGCAAAUGCAAAAGGCGCAUUAACUGGCGCAAUUACUGCUUUUUUACUUGUGCUAUGGAUUGGUUUAGGCGCACAAAUAGCAACCUUCAAUGGCUUGAUAAAUGUUGAAAACAAAAAAGUAUCUGUUGAUUAUUGUCCUUGUAUCAAUGAAACCCUUUACGAUCAAAAUAUUAGUGACGAUUAUUAUGAAAAUAAUGAAGUCUGGUCCCUAUAUAAAAUAAGUUAUUUAUGGUACAGCAUGAUUGGAUGCUGCGUAACAGUAUUGAUUGGAAGUCUUGUCAGUUUUAUGACAGAGCCCCAAGACGUUGCUGCAUUGGAUAAAAAUUUACUGAGUCCAGUAACUAAAUACUUUAUCGGUAAUUCACCUUCAACACCAAUAAAAAAUAUACCAUCAAACAAUAAUAAUAUUCAGGGUAUUACUAAUUUAGCCCUAGAAUUUGAAGAUGAAAAAUUCAACCAAGCGGUUAACAAGAAUCCAAAAUAAUCUGCUAGAAAUUUUAAAUCAAAUUCCUGGCUCAGCAUUAUCAUCUCAGGAUUGUCAGGAACUUGUUGACUAAAAAUUAUUUCUACACAUGAAGGUUUAUAAAAUAAGCAUGACAGUUUUUUAAUCAUCCAAAUCAGAUAUAAUUAUUUUAUAUAUU